CCAUUUUGAGCCAAAUUACAGCUUGUAGGGCGCACGGGAUCUGAUAAUCUAGACGCUUUUUCAGACCGAACAAGAUCUUCCAGCUGUACUAACCCACAAGAAAUACCUAACCUGCCUUUCUGUGCGGUUUUGGUGAACCACUCCUCGCUGUCCUGACUCCUCGCUGAAGCUUCCCAAGCAACCGAUUCUGCGUCCGGGCUAAAACCCAUUGUUUCUAAUGAAAAUGGCCGAGUGUUACAUUCGUGUGGCGGAGGAUGAAAAUGAGGAGCCAAUGGAGAUCCCAGCGGAGGAGGACAACACCGUGCUGCUGUCCAGUGUUUCGGCACAAUUUCCAGGGGCCUGCGGCCUACGCUUCCGGAGCCCUAUUUCCCAGUGCAUGCGAGGCGUCCGUCUGGUGGAAGGAAUUCUUCAUGCCCCCGAGAAUGGAUGGCAAAAUCUCAUCUAUGUCGUCAACUACCCAAAAGACAACAAAAGGAAGAUGGACGAGAUGGACGCCGCCUUGGCCUCCAAGAUGAAGAGGGGCGACCAGAAGACCUCUGAUCUGAUUGUGUUGGGGCUGCCGUGGAAGACCUCCGAGCAGGACCUGAAGGACUACUUUGCCACCUUUGGAGAGGUCAUCAUGGUCCAGGUCAAGCGUGAUGCAAAGACUGGCAACUCUAAGGGAUUUGGAUUCGUGAGGUUCACAGAAUACGAAACCCAGAACAAAGUCAUGUCCCAGCGCCACAUGAUCGACGGAAGAUGGUGCGACUGCAAGCUGCCCAACUCCAAGGCCUUUAGUCCAUACUCGAUGUAUGACCAACAGGCAGGCCCCGAUGAGCCCAUGCGGUGCCGGAAGGUGUUUGUGGGACGCUGCACCGAGGACAUCUCCGCCGACGACCUCCGCCAGUUCUUCAUGCAGUACGGCGAGGUCACAGACGUUUUCAUCCCCAAGCCUUUCCGCGCCUUCGCCUUCGUCACCUUCUCGGAUGACCAGGUGGCACAGGCACUGUGUGGCGAGGACCUGAUCAUCAAGGGAGUCAGUGUGCACAUCUCCAACGCCGAGCCCAAGCACAACAACAGCAGGGCCAUGAUGGAGAGGGCGGGGCGCUUUGGCAACGGCUUCGGCCAGGGGUUCGGCGGCACUAGCCGCAGCAUAGGCGGCAGCAGCUCCGGCAACCUCGGUAGCUUCGGCAACUUCAACCUGAACCCGGCCAUGAUGGCCGCGGCGCAGGCGGCCCUGCAGAGCAGCUGGGGCAUGAUGGGUAUGCUGGCCAGCCAGCAGGGGCAGUCCACCACCUCAGGCACCAGCACGAGCGGGCAGACCAGCUCCACGCGCGGAGACACCCAGACGUACAGCUCGGGCGGCAACAGCAACUACAGCACGGGUUCGACCGGGUUGGGGUGGGGCACGGGGGCUAACUCCACCACGAGUGGCAGCGGGUUCACCUCCGGGUUUGGAUCCAGUAUGGAGUCCAAAUCUUCCGGGUGGGGUAUGUAAAGCGGGUCGGGUCGGGUGGGGUGGGAGGUUUGAUGUGUUUGUAGUAUGUGUGGUAAGUAUUCAAGAUUUUUUUUUUUCUCCCGCCAUGUUGUAUGAGUAAAAAAAAAAAAAAGAAAUGAAAAAAUAAUUGAGGAGGGAUAUUGAAUGUUUUGUACAUUUGGACAAGUUUUUUGUCCAGGAUUUUUUGUUAAGAGUGUUUGAAAUGGAUCAUUGUUAACCAGGGGUGGGGGGUGAAGAAAACACACCAAUGGUGUCCUGUUUAUUUUAUUUUUGUUUUCUCCUUGGUUGUCAUUUCAACUGGAUUCUAAGAUGCAUGUAUUGUAUAGCAAAAGGUUCUGAGCAACAACAAAAAAAGAUGCAUGAUUAAGUUUAAACAUCGAACCUUACGAGAUUUCUAACAAGUAUAGUCUUUUCAUUAUACUGUCUUGCAUUGACCAGAAUCUAGUUGAAACUGAGAAAUGUAUUGCCUUUUAAAAAAGAAAAAAAAAGUUACAUUUGUUUGCAGUCAAGUUUCUACGAGAGAAAAAAGCCUUCAUCAAAAAAAAAUCUCUUCUGCAGUUCCCCUCUCUCCCACUCUCCUUGGAGGACGGUCCCGUUUGGCAGCAAUGUAUGGCUGAGGUCACUGCCUUUUGCCCUCCUCCCCAUGUCUAAACGCUUUGCCACCACAGAACGGCUAUCUCCCUUCGCAUGCGCCGACAAGACGGUGGGUGUUCUUUUUAUCCACUUUUUUUGUUUUUCCUUUUUUAAGAAAAAAAAAAAUAAGAAACACAAAAUUACAAAAUGGCAAGAUCUGCGCAAGUGACUGAGAACUCUUGAGUGCGAUUGGGGAUGAUGGCUUGUUGGUGGCGAAGAGUGAAGAUGCGAAUGAGAGAAUGGAGAGAGAGACGGAACGGGUGGAAGAGAGAGAGCGAAAGCGAAAAAGACUGGGUGUGCGAUGCGAUGAGAGCGCGCGCCACAUUGACUGACUGCGAUGGGUGGUGGCUAUUUGGUGCGAGUGUGAGUGGACGCAAGGCUGCAGACGCUACAAGCUCCUCCUCCUUUACGAUCUCCCUACCCCCCCCUUUACGAUGGACAUUUCGUUAACUUGUACAUCUCCUCCCAGAUCUAUUCCUUUUCUUUUCCAUCCCUCCCUCCUUCCUUCCUUUCUUCCUUUUUUAACCAGCCCUCCUGUUGCUUUAUUUUCCUUCUUCCUUUUUUAGUAUACGUGCAUUUAAGUAGCACAGAGUUUAGUGGAAUGUUGUGAUUAUAUAUAUUUUGUCUUGCUUCUAUAACCCAUCCUGAAUGCUGUAUGGUUGUGUGUGCUUUUUCCUUGUACUUGACCUGUAAGUGUGAACUUGAUGUGGAUGGCAACCUCUGAGGACACUUGAGGGGAGAGACUUGAGUGAUGAUGUAUGUAAGUGAGACUUGUAUGUGGAGUGCUGUGGGUUGUGUCUUUUUGAAUCCCUCUCUUAGAUAAUGUUACUCAGUGUUUUCUAUGACAUGUCAUUGAAGGGAGUUCUCUAAUAAAAACAAAAUACACAUUGCUUUAAAAAAGAAAAAAAGUGCUUA
Molecule: messenger RNA, 3025 nt
Organism: Engraulis encrasicolus (European anchovy)
Lineage: Eukaryota; Metazoa; Chordata; Actinopteri; Clupeiformes; Engraulidae
Gene: tardbpb
Product: TAR DNA binding protein b
Exons: 6
Coding region: 218-1477 (419 amino acids)
Biological process (GO): regulation of gene expression
Cellular component (GO): nucleoplasm; chromatin
Molecular function (GO): RNA binding
Source: RefSeq, a predicted model, not a curated record